Drosophila navojoa is the source of this 1546-nucleotide messenger RNA. RefSeq names its product LysM peptidoglycan-binding domain-containing protein red (gene red). NCBI's taxonomy places the organism in Eukaryota, Metazoa, Arthropoda, Insecta, Diptera, Drosophilidae. The record is from RefSeq and is a predicted model, not a curated record.
AUCGAGCGUUACUUGAAGCUGGUUGGCUGGCUGUCCACUGCCAGGCUGUGUGUUUGUUGUUAGUGUUAGUGUUUAGUAUUAGUCGAUUUAGUCGUGUGUACGCGCUGCGAAAAUCUGAGCAAACGGCACCCACCCUCUCCUGCACCGCUCGCGUUGUCGCCGCCGUCAUCAUCAUCAUCGUCGCCGUCGCCGUCACCCUCGCGUCGCCGCCGCCGUCUUCGCCGACAUCUUUGCUGCCAGUUUUAUUUGUAUUAAUCAUAAAGACAUAAAAUAACAACAACAACAACAAAAGACGCGGAAAUGGAUUAUAUUGUGAAAGCUUACAAGGACUGGAAAUUGCAUUCGCAAUUUCAAGAGAUCGUGCCUGAUAUGGAUGACAGCGAAUUCAUGUUCAACGAAAAACAAUCGAUACGCGACUCCUCACGCACCCUCAAGAAAUAUGGCAGCACCUGCUGCAACAAUCUGAGAAACAAUGAAAUUCUUAUACGACACACUGUGGAAAAGACGGACACACUGCAAGGAAUUUCGCUCAAAUACGGCGCCACGACGGAACAAAUACGCCGUGUCAAUCGCCUCUACGCCUCGGAUAGCCUCUUUUUGCGUCAGUUCUUGCUCGUGCCCGUGGAGAAGACGUCACCCUACAAUUUGCAGGCAAAUGGGGCUGACCUGCUGGCCGAUGCACUGGCCUCGCCGCCCACCACGCCCGAUGUGAAUGUGCAGCGCGAAGCGUUGAACAAUGCAAACAAUUUGAGCCAAACAAAUUGUUACAGCAGCAGCAGCAGCGGCAGCAGCAACAGCUGCAACACCAACAUCUCGUCCAGCUCGUCUAGCACCCGCUCCGGCCAGCUGCACGGCACACCGCGUCCAUAUUCAAUUGCCGGCGAGCUGCUGGUGCAGCCCGGCGAUGAGGAUCCAGCUCUAAUGCUGCACAAUCACAAUGCCACGUGUAGCACCAAGCAGAGCAAGUCCCUGGACUCGGUGGCCGCGAUGACGCCCGAGGAGGAGAAUCGCAAAUGCAUGAAUGAUUUCCUCAACAAGAUAGACAACACGAUAUCCGAGUCGCGCAAAUAUGUUGAACGCUCCAAGGACUUGAUAAAUAGUCAAAGUGAUGUGGACCUUUGCAUCAGUGCCACAACGGACGUGUUUCCACAGCGCCGCAAUCAUCAGUUGAACAACUCCUACAAGAACAACAACCACAAUGGCAGCAACAACAACAACCGUCCGCCGCACCACCAGAGGCACAGCUCGACAGGCAGCGGGAAUUCGGACACGGCGCAGCUUCUCAAUACGACGCAGACGCGUCGAGUGCAAAACUCCUUGAAGCGCCUGGAGAAGCAGCAGGAUGAUUUCUUCGAGUUGUAGCAGCUGAGCGAGGCGCUGCGUAGCAUUAACCAUGCGCUACGACAUUACAAUUAAUUAGAAUUACUGUGCGGAUGAGAGAUAUCAAACAAGAGAGCGAUACGAGAGAAAGUUAAUUUUACAAACUGUUUUUAAAUCUGCGGCGCAGCUCGAAACGCUGCACUAAAUGUAAAUUAUAUAAAUACAA